AUGUCGUUGAAUAUACAUAUCAAGUCAGGACAAGACAAGUGGGAAGUAAAUGUGGCACCUGAAAGCACAGUGUUGCAAUUCAAGGAGGCGAUAAACAAAGCGAACGGUAUCCCGGUGGCAAAUCAGAGAUUGAUCUACUCGGGUAAGAUUUUAAAGGACGACCAAACCGUGGAGUCAUACCACAUUCAAGACGGUCACAGCGUCCAUCUGGUCAAGUCACAACCCAAACCACAAACCGCCAGUGCCGCUGGCGCAAAUAACGCCACCGCCACCGGUGCAGCAGCUGGCACUGGCGCCACCCCGAACAUGUCGUCAGGUCAAAGUGCAGGCUUCAAUCCGCUGGCCGACUUGACCAGUGCCAGAUACGCUGGAUAUUUGAAUAUGCCAUCUGCAGACAUGUUUGGCCCGGACGGUGGUGCAUUAAACAACGACUCGAAUAACCAAGACGAGCUGUUGAGGAUGAUGGAAAACCCCAUCUUCCAAUCGCAAAUGAACGAGAUGUUGAGUAACCCUCAGAUGUUGGACUUUAUGAUCCAGUCCAACCCGCAAUUGCAGGCCAUGGGUCCACAAGCCAGGCAAAUGCUACAAAGUCCCAUGUUUAGACAGAUGCUCACCAAUCCUGAUAUGAUUAGACAGAGCAUGCAAUUCGCAAGAAUGAUGGACCCUAAUGCCGGUAUGGGCUCUGCAGGUGGGGCUGCCUCUGCCUUCCCCGCUCCUGGUGGCGAUGCUCCAGAGGAAGGCUCCAACACGAACACUACUUCCUCAUCCAACACAGGGAACAACGCAGGGACUAAUGCAGGUACCAACGCAGGCGCUAACACAGCUGCAAACCCAUUUGCGUCUCUUCUGAACCCUGCAUUAAACCCCUUUGCUAACGCGGGAAACGCUGCAUCCACCGGGAUGCCCGCCUUCGAUCCUGCAUUGCUAGCGUCUAUGUUCCAACCCCCUGUACAAGCAUCUCAAGCAGAAGACACCAGACCACCGGAAGAACGCUAUGAACAUCAAUUAAGACAACUAAACGACAUGGGCUUCUUCGAUUUCGAUAGAAACGUCGCAGCCCUCAGGAGAAGCGGUGGCUCCGUCCAAGGCGCUCUUGAUUCACUACUGAACGGCGAUGUUUAA
Molecule: messenger RNA, 1122 nt
Organism: Saccharomyces cerevisiae S288C
Lineage: Eukaryota; Fungi; Ascomycota; Saccharomycetes; Saccharomycetales; Saccharomycetaceae
Gene: DSK2
Product: ubiquitin domain-containing protein DSK2
Exons: 1
Coding region: 1-1122 (373 amino acids)
Biological process (GO): proteasomal protein catabolic process
Cellular component (GO): nucleus
Molecular function (GO): polyubiquitin modification-dependent protein binding
Source: RefSeq, marked reviewed